This is a messenger RNA of Staurois parvus, 313 nucleotides long. NCBI's taxonomy places the organism in Eukaryota, Metazoa, Chordata, Amphibia, Anura, Ranidae. The record is from the annotation of a GenBank genome assembly.
GAGGGAGUUGCAGUAGUCGAGUCGUGAUAUGAUGAGGGAGUGGAUGAGCUGUUUAGUGGUUUCUGGGGUUAGGAACGUGCGGAUUUUGGCAAUGUUGCGGAGGUGGAGUCUGCAUGAGUUUGUUAAAGAUUGGACUUGGGGCUGGAAGGAUAGGUUGGAGUCCAGAAUGACACCAAGUACUCUGGCCUGCGGGGCGGGUUUGAUGGUGGCAUUGUUGGAUGUGAUGGAGAAGUCAAUGGAGGGUGGUGUCCGGGCUGGGGGGAAGACAAAAAUACAGAGAUAUACAGAGAAACCACUUGUUAAAAAGAGCAAC